CUAGUAACUGAGAUGGCAUUCCCUCUAGGGAUCCAGGGCACUGUCUUGGCCCUGCUUUGCAUCCUAGGCAGGCUGCUUGCACAUAGCAAGAAUGUUUCUUGGAGAGAAUUCAUGGAACAGCACCACUUAAGUCCAAGUCGAGAAUUCAAAGAGUACAAAUGUGACAUCCUCAUGAGAGAAAAAGAAGCUCUGAAAAACAAGAUCUCUCAUAUGUUCAUCUAUGUCUCCUGGUACAAAAUUGAGCAUGUAUGCAUUAGUGACAGCUGGAACGACCGCUACAGAAAUGCAUACAUAUGGGUUCAGAAUGCCCUCAAAGUACUCAAGUGUCACCGAGAGAAGUACAACAAGUACAUAGAGAGCAGAAGCCUCAACUACAUUGAAUUCCACUGUAGCAUGGAUGGGUAUGUUGACAGCAUAGAAGACCUGAAGAUGGUGGAGCCCAUAAGCAGCUAG
This is a messenger RNA of Carlito syrichta (Philippine tarsier), 453 nucleotides long. It is a transcript of the gene EDDM3B, whose product is annotated as epididymal protein 3B. Lineage: Eukaryota; Metazoa; Chordata; Mammalia; Primates; Tarsiidae. The coding region runs from base 13 to 453 and encodes 146 amino acids. The record is from RefSeq and is a predicted model, not a curated record. The transcript has a single exon.